AGCAACUUGGCUUGGCCACCUAGCACAAGACCUGGUCACUUAGCUCUGAUUCACACAUGUGAGAGAAUCGAAAUAAUAUGGUUCUUUUAGACAACGAUGGGUUCCUCACCCAGCUUACACAUCUUCUUCAGAAGACAAGAACUUCGGGAUCAGUAAAUAUCACAAUGAAAAGAUACCACGGACAGACCAAGCCAAAGCCAAAACCACGAGGUACAAAGAAGCUGCAAAAGUUAACAGGGGUUGAACAAGAAGGAGAGAGUAGAUGUCUAUUUAGAGCAACAAAUGGAAAAAAGAAGCUUAGUACAAUAGUAAAUGCAAAAGAUGUAAAUAGGUUUCAACUGGCAUAUGCAAAUGUAUUGAAAGCUAAUAUGGACAAUCUAAAGAAAAGAGACAAGAGGACUGAAAAGAGUAAAGCUAAAAAAUCUAAGGCAACACAGUAAAUAACUUAUAUUCAAAUAGUGAUAAUAAUUACAAUAAUUAUUAUUUUUAUUAUAACACCACACCGCUGGUAUAAUUCUUACUCAUUGAGAAUUCCAGAGUGACUCACUGCUCUACUGUUAGUAAUUUUAUUGUUACUAUGAAAAUGUCUAAGAGAUGCAGCUUUUUCUCCUGGCCAACAGUCUCACAAGACACUUUUCUGUGUCAGAGUUGUGACAAUUUAUAGUGUACAAGUUGCUGUUAAUUUUUUGUUUUAUUUACUCUUAAUUUAUUAAUGGACAAUGUAGAUGUACAAUGUAUAUUCAUAAAUAUUUGCCUUGAAAUGAAUCUCUUUAUGUCUUGAACUUGCAGUAGCUUGUCUCGUUUUAAGGAUGUGAUCAGAGAAGGAACUUUUCUGCAAAAAUGAGCGGCAUGCUGUAUUGAUUUGAUUAGCACCCUCCCUCCAAGAAGUGCCCCCUUCUAAUAAGUGCUCCUUAUUGAGUGCAGCUGUUUUAAAGGCACCCCUACUCUAGUGUGCCUUAGCUCCCCACAGCAAAAGUGAGAUUCAAUACAUUGAUAUGGAAUAGACUGAUUACACAAAUAAAUAGCCCAUUUCCGAGUUGCCUUAAGCCUCUCUAUUAAAGCAAGGCCUGGUGCAUAACCAUUGGUACAAAAAUGAGUUGAAUUUGCAUGUGAAUGAAGUCUCCUUUUCAUAUGAAAGUAUGGACACCGAGACUCGUUUUGAGAAAGAGGCCAAAGGUAUUUCAGAAAUGGCCUAUUAUGAAGUCUGCUUUUUCAUCUGAACACACAUUGUAAAUAUUGAGCAUCACGAUUAUCAGACUAGGUGCACAGAAAACCAAUUUUCAAGCUUGCCCUUUCAGCAAGCUGUAGCUUUGAUGUACUAGCCCCAAAAGAUUUCUUACAUUCUCACUUAUUUAUUUAAAAUUUCUUCUUGCCCAUUGGCUGAGCAAAGAAUAGAAUCCACUACUACUUUCUGGGUAUGCUGACAGAGCUCCUUUCAUUACAACAACUCUUGAGUUAAUUAAGUUUCUGUGUUUUUGUUAAGCAAUGGAUGUGCAUGUUCAAAAGGAAAUUUAAGCACCCCAUUCCCAAAUGUGCCUGCCCUCCAUUCAGCAAGCUUUAAGAAAGGACAGUGGUCUUAUUUCGACCAAAAAGCCUAUUUCCACUCAACAAGUCAAAUGCAACUCUUGGAGAACUUCUCAUAUUUUAUUCUAAUUAUUAUGUACUAGUAUACUCAUCAUUUACAUGUAAGAAUGCUUAAAACUUUUAAAAAAUAAACAUCUUAUUAUGCAACAUACUCUUGGUAAGGAUAAACCUGUCCUUAAUGCAAUAAAACCUUUCCUUGACGAGAUGAAAUAAUUUUAUACAAUUUGACAGUAACUAUAUCUUACAGGUACUUUGUCUUAAUACUUAAUGUAAGUAUAUAACAUGAAUAAUUUCUUUCAACCUUCAAAAUAAAUGGAUAUCACAAAUUA
Orbicella faveolata is the source of this 1913-nucleotide messenger RNA. RefSeq names its product signal recognition particle 14 kDa protein-like. Gene Ontology annotation, molecular function: endoplasmic reticulum signal sequence receptor activity; 7S RNA binding. Gene Ontology annotation, cellular component: signal recognition particle, endoplasmic reticulum targeting. Gene Ontology annotation, biological process: SRP-dependent cotranslational protein targeting to membrane. Lineage: Eukaryota; Metazoa; Cnidaria; Anthozoa; Scleractinia; Merulinidae. The record is from RefSeq and is a predicted model, not a curated record.